Molecule: messenger RNA, 5213 nt
Organism: Monodelphis domestica (gray short-tailed opossum)
Lineage: Eukaryota; Metazoa; Chordata; Mammalia; Didelphimorphia; Didelphidae
Gene: POU6F1
Product: POU class 6 homeobox 1
Biological process (GO): regulation of transcription by RNA polymerase II
Molecular function (GO): DNA-binding transcription factor activity, RNA polymerase II-specific; RNA polymerase II cis-regulatory region sequence-specific DNA binding
Source: RefSeq, a predicted model, not a curated record
ACGCUGGGGCUUGCAGAUGAAGCCGCUCCACUUAGAACUCCGCAGAAGAUGCUCUCACUUUGAAAGCCUUGGGGUCAGAUCCCAGGCUUUUCCUGCUCCCCCCGCACCUCCUGCACCCCAAUCUCAACAGACCUUCCCCCCUCCCAGGACCCAACCCAUCCCGCCGCCCCCUGGCGUCCAGCUGGGGCAGUACAGCAUGCGGCAAAGCUCUUUGCAUAAAUUAUGUUCAUGACGCAGCAGCUAAAAAAAUUCCCAAGUAGCAGGAGGGAAAGGGGGGGGGGGCGGGGGGGAAGGGGAGAGAGAAAGGUUUAAAAAAAAAGAAAAGAAAAAUAUCUAUCCGACUGCCCCCCUUCUUUCCCUCCCUGCUCCCCAGCGGCGCCCCCAGCCCCUGACAGCCCUCAGAGUUCCCCCACUUCCACUAGUGCUCCCACUCCCACCCAGCGCGGCCCGGGGGGCUAAGGGGCGCGCGGGCUGCGGGUCCGGGCCGGCUCAGCGGCCGAGCCGAGCCCAGGCGAGCCCGGCCGCGCUGGCUCCUUUGUCUGCGGGCUGCUGGCGGCCCCGGCCCCCGGGCCCCCGGGCCCCCAGGCCCGGGCUGUGAGAUGAAUCCCUAAUCGGGGGCUGCUGAGCAUCAGGGGCGAGGCGGCAGCUGCUCGGGCUCCGGAUGCUCUGCUUGGUGAGCUUGCCCCACCACCAUACCCUCUCAGAGUGACCAUGGAUCCUGGAGCAGGGCCUGACACAUCUCUGACUGUCAACGAACAGGUCAUCGUGAUGUCUGGUCACGAGACAAUCCGAGUUCUGGAAGUUGGAGUGGACACCCAUCUCCCAGCCGAGAGUGAAGGCAAAGGCCUGGAGGGUAUGACGGCUGACACCUCCCAGAGUGGUGGCCCCACCGAGGCAGAGAAAUCCAUCCAAGAAACGGGGCCAGAACAUCCGGACCCCUCUGCAGAGGCAACUGUGAAGUCAUUGGCCGGGAUCACACCCAGCCCUGUGCCCACGGCCUCCACCUUUAACCAAGCACCUACCCAGCCUCCAGCACCACAGACCCUGACACCCCUGGCCGUACAAGCUGCCCCCCAGGUCUUGACUCAGGAAAACUUAGCAACAGUUCUGACAGGAGUAAUGGUUCCAGCAGGAGCUGUUACUCAACCUCUUCUUAUCCCCAUCAGUAUUGCAGGUCAAGUGGCUGGUCAGCAGGGGCUGGCCGUGUGGACAAUUCCUACAGCAACCGUGGCUGCCCUCCCAGGACUGACCGCUGCUUCUCCCACGGGGGGGAUUUUCAAACCGCCCUUAGCUGGUUUGCAAGCGGCUGCCGUCCUGAACACUGCUCUCCCGGCUCCUGUGCCACCUGCGCCGCCCCUGCAGGUCCCCCCGCCUGUCCAGCCCCGGCCUUCUGCGGCCCAGGCCCAGACGCUGUUCCAGCCCCAGCCGCUGCUGCAGACCCCACCUGCCAUCCUGCCACAGCCUGCGGCCACCCCUGCCCCCAAGCCAGCAGACACUCCUACGCAGAUCACAGUCCAGCCUGCAGGCUUCGCAUUUAACCCAGGAAUCAUCAGUGCUGCCUCCCUUGGGGGACAGACCCAGAUCCUGGGCUCACUGACCACCACCCCAGUGAUCGCCAAUGCCAUUCCCAGCGUGCCUGGGAUCACAAGUCAGAUCUUGACCAACGCACAAGGGCAGGUCAUCGGAACUCUUCCGUGGGUGGUGAACUCGGCCAGCCUGGCAGCCCCAGCUCCAGCACAGAAUCUUCAGGUCCAAGCGGUGACCCCCCAGCUACUACUGAAUGCCCAGGGCCAAGUCAUUGCCACGCUGGCCAGCAGCCCUCUGCCCCCCGCAGCUGUCCGGAAGCCCAGUACCCCAGAGUCACCUGCCAAGAGUGAGGUGCAGCCCAUCCAGCCCACUCCAGCUGCAUCCCAACCAGCUGUGGUCAUCACCAGCCCAGCCCCAGUGGCCAAGCCUUCUGCCUCUGCUCCUAUCCCAAUUACCUGUUCAGAGACUCCUACUGUCAGCCAGCUGGUGUCUAAGCCCCAAGCCCCAAGUCUGGAUGAAGAUGGGAUAAACUUAGAAGAGAUCCGGGAGUUUGCUAAGAACUUUAAGAUCCGACGGCUCUCCCUGGGCCUCACCCAGACUCAGGUGGGCCAGGCUUUGACUGCCACGGAAGGACCUGCCUAUAGCCAGUCAGCAAUAUGCCGGUUUGAGAAGUUAGACAUCACCCCCAAGAGUGCCCAAAAGCUGAAACCUGUGCUGGAGAAAUGGCUAAACGAGGCAGAACUGCGAAACCAGGAAGGCCAGCAGAACCUGAUGGAGUUUGUAGGUGGCGAGCCCUCCAAGAAACGGAAGCGCCGCACCUCCUUCACCCCACAGGCCAUUGAGGCCCUAAAUGCCUACUUCGAAAAGAACCCUCUCCCCACCGGUCAGGAGAUCACGGAGAUCGCGAAGGAGCUCAACUAUGACCGAGAAGUCGUGAGGGUCUGGUUCUGCAAUCGACGCCAGACGCUUAAGAACACCAGCAAGCUGAAUGUCUUUCAGAUUCCCUAGAGCGGGGAGGAGCGGACCCUCCCCUCCCCAGGGCCUGUGUUUUAGCACUUUGGACUCUUCCCCUGGCGCUCCAGCCUUCAACUGCCACCCCUGACUGAAGCCGGCCCUGCACUUGGCGUGGCUGCAUUCGUCCUGGGUCUCAGGACCCAGCGUGGGCUGCAUGCCUGGCUCCUCCCUCCACCCGGGCCCCAAGUCAGGGAGAGGGAAGGGGCCAAUCCUGUGGGCCCCAGGUUCUGGGCAGAGGAGCUAAUGAUCUCUGCAGAAAAGCACUUUGCAAAAGUGGUCUGAAGGGGGGGAUUCACCUGGGAACCCAAAUGCCUACCCCUCGGAGGGAUAAGCGCGUCCUGGGGGACGCUGACCGUGAUGCUUUUGUCUUCUAUGACAUCACUUGUCCAGACCCCGAUUCUCCCUUAGGUCCCUCGGGGGCUGUGCUCGGCCCCAUUUGUCCUCACGAUCCUGUCAGGUGACUCGUCCCUUUUCAAGGAUCCGUAGGGCAGAAAUUAGUGAAGUUUGGGGUGCUGUUCAGGAGACGGGUUCCCAGAGCUUGAGUUCUGAGCCCCUUUGUCACAUGUCUGCUCCCACUCUCUUAUCCUUCCCAUCCCUCCCCUUGUUCCUUUGGAAACAAAUUGCACUAAUGCAGAUUCCUUUGUUCCGUGGUUCAAAAAUAGUGACGGCCAGGCCCCUAGGUGGAGCAGAGACUCUGGGCCAUUUUAGGGACCGACCCGUGUUCCAGACUUGUAUAUACUGUCAGUCCCUGGCCUUUCCCUAAUUCCUUCCUCCCCUAACACCUAAGCUUGGGCUGACUGUGGUCUGGAAAACUCCCACGCCCAAACUGUAAAUUGUGGAGAAAAAAGGAGGAAAAGAAUGUUGUCUUCCUUCCUCCUCAUCCAGCACAACUUAGGGGCCUCCCCAGAGGAACAGAGUAAAUAAAACAGAAACAAACUCAGACUACAGGGCCUGCCUCCGGAGGAGCAGAACUCAGCAGGAGCGGCCGUCUCUCCCAGCAUUCUUCGCUCUUGCUGUGCCCCCACCAGAAGGUCGACCUUUCGCUUUCUCAGUUCACUUCUUGCCCUAGACCUGGAGAAGAGAUUCCCUUUGUCCACAGGCCCAGACCCACUGGCCCUGCUACGCCCCGGAAUCAUUUCAGAUUUGCUUCAAAACCUAACCAAAACACGAGCCCGCCCCUUCUCCAAGAGAGCACUUGGUUUUCGUCCGCUCUUCUGGCAUAGCUUCAGCCGGGGGACUCCAAAACCUGAUCUUGUCACACAGCUUGCCCCCCCCACCCCCGGUCCCUAAACAGGAGAGGGUACAGCCCCAGGGCUAACCCCCUCCCCAGGCCCCACCUGCUCUUCCCAUGACUAGCACGGACCCCCACCUCCCAAAAGGAGGUUGUGCAGUGCCUCGCUCACCCCAAACCUGGCCCCGUGGAGGUCUUCCAGCACCAGUUGCAGUCGUGAGAUCCUUUUACUGCUCCAGAUUCUGCUCGGGUGCUCUGUUUGCUCUCUGGUUUCCAACUCCCAGCUGAGACUUCCAGCUCAGUGCACCGUCAGCCUUUCUUAAUCACAGCCUGGCCAGGGAUCUAAGGAGAGGUGUGUGCAGGGUUAUUCUCCUCUGUUCAGACCCAGGCCCCCGAGAGGAGAGUCAGAAAGGACAGAAGGACACCUGCAGAGGAGGGCUAGAGAGGCUGGAGAGGAUGAGGAGCCAACGUCCAAGAACAGAGAGGGGCAGCCAAGGAUUUGCCGAGGCAAGGGUUCGGUUCAUGGCCCACCAGUCUACAUCUGCUCUCAGGAUUCGCUUAGAGCUUGAAUCCCUCCGCAGUGGUCCUCAGGACGCGUAGAUACUGCAGAGGGUCUCGAACCCCAGUGACCUGGGGGAAUGGCCCGAUGGAGGAGCUUUUCUGUCUGAGCUGGGGCUCUCAGGAGUGGCAAAUGUGACGUCCCUAAUGGUGGAGCAGGAAAAAUAUACAGACCGCCUCAGACCGAUGGGAAAAUAGGAGCUAACACUUGCCUAGAGCUUUAAGAUUUGCAACGCUUGUCAUCCUUGUUAGCUUCUCUCAUUUGAUUAGUGUAAUGCCUCUCUGCCCUUUGAGGUAGUUCUGUCAGUCUUUUUCACUGUCGGGCACCAAGAGCAGCUAGGAGGAAGCCUUUCUCUGGACUUGGACCUAUCGCCAGGGGCUGCUGAGUACAUAAAUAAGGGGAGGGAGGAGGAGAAGGAUUAGUUUUCUCAUUUUUUUCUUUCUCUUGAAGGAAAAAGCCUAAUUCUUUAGUUUUAAGGAGCUCCCUUGUGGCAGCCCCGUGCUGGGCACAAAGACUGGCAUUCCAGUUCAGAAAGGAUCAGAAUAGUGGCCCCAGAAACAGCUUUCUGAAGGAGCGAUGGCUUCUCGGUCAUAAGCAUGAGUGACGUACAAAACAAAUCUGCAUCCAGAGAGACCCACCUGGGACUGGGUAUAGGAAGUCAUCUUGUUUCUCGGGUGCGGACGCACACCCAGAUGCUCUCUUGCCUCAUAGAUUGUACUUUGCCAAGUUCAUUUCUCUCUUGGAUUCCGUCCUUAUCUAUCUAUAAUGGGGCAAGGUCAGACCCUAUAGAGGCCAAUGGCUAUCAUUUUUGUGGGGUGGGAGGGGGGAGGAGAAACACUUGAUGUAGUUGUGUGAAAUAAACGGUAUUUUUUUCUUUUUGUA